Messenger RNA from Pseudocercospora fijiensis CIRAD86, 736 nucleotides. RefSeq lists its product as uncharacterized. The transcript is spliced from 2 exons. The record is from RefSeq and is a predicted model, not a curated record. Lineage: Eukaryota; Fungi; Ascomycota; Dothideomycetes; Mycosphaerellales; Mycosphaerellaceae. Bases 65 to 631 code for a protein of 188 amino acids. Gene Ontology annotation, cellular component: extracellular region.
CGAUACCUUCAGGCUCUUGCUUGGGAAUUCGGUCUUGUUAUCUACCUUCGCUCGUACUGCCAAUAUGCUCUCUUGGUCGUCCCUCUUCUUGCUCGCCACCAGCGCCCUCACUUUGGCGACUCCUCUGAGGACACGCGAUGCAGGCACAACUCUACUGGUGAACGAUCUUCUGCGACUCGAUCGAGCAAUCAGAACCAUCACCUACGCCGCCGGAAACUAUACAGGCGGACAAGCUGCAUACCAGCCAAUUCGCGAGUCAUUCGCUGAGGUUAACCGUACCAACCGUAUCGCAUACUAUGAUGCCAUGACUAUCGACCCUCAAAACUUCGCCGAAAGCAAUCAGAUCAUUGCUGUCGUUGCGAACCCAAUCGCUCCAGACAUCACACAAGCAGUCAAUGCCCUCAUUGCCAAGAAAGCUCUUAUUGACGCAGCUGGUCUUUCCAAGGAGACUGCCGAUGGCCUGAAUUUGAUCUCGUACGAUCACGACACUCUGAGCUUGGAAGCCGUAGCGCCAAAGCUGGAUCCAACUACUAUUCCCAUCGCUGCUGGGCCAGUUUUGCAGAUCGAUCUCGACUGGAGGAGAGGUGUUGUUGCGUUUGGUGGCGUACCGCUUGCUCCCAUCACUAUGUAAGGCAGGCGGCUGAGCUGUGAAGCGAUGGUGUCUUGGAAUCUCAGUCUUGCUAGCUAGCUGUAUAAAAGCUAUAUAUACUUCAAAAAGAAUCCCAGCCUUUCUCAC